This is a messenger RNA of Aureobasidium musti, 2301 nucleotides long. NCBI's taxonomy places the organism in Eukaryota, Fungi, Ascomycota, Dothideomycetes, Dothideales, Saccotheciaceae. The record is from the annotation of a GenBank genome assembly.
AUGACCUCAGAACGCGAGGCCAUAAAUGCACUGGCCGUUACCUGGAAUUCCAAGGAUCGUUCUUCGCAAGAACAUAACAUAUGGCAGCUCAAUCAAUUCAGCAUCUACCGCAAGGGUUCCGAUCACAGACAUGCAUAUGAACUUUGUCCUUUGCAAAGCCUGAAGACUGAGAGCGGGGUGAAUGACCUCCUAUUUGACGGGAUUCUGAGCGUCGAUGGUCAAGAACGAUUUGUUCAGGGUGUCUCAUUCGAAUGCCUAGCCAUGGAAGGCUACGGAGACGAAGGCGACACGGUUUCUGCCUGCAUUCAAACGGUCUUGGCUUGCAAAGCAAAUGUCUGGUACGAGCUCAGAACUCCUGCAAGUCAAUACCUCCGCUAUCAUCACUCCGAGCAACCUGUCACUCUAAGCCUGUUUCGACGAUCCUUCUAUCCGUACUUGAUGCAGAAGUAUGGAUCGUCCUCUGCUGUCAAUGGUUGGUUGGCGCAACAUCCAUCUCACGACUUUGGUCAAGCGUUCUGUGCCAACCUCGGCUUCAUCAUCAAAGAAGUCUAUAGUGUCAACGACCAGCUUCUUCAACAGCCCAUAUUCGGCGAGACAGAUACCAAGCAGCUUAAAGCAAUCCACAUGGAGAAGACUGCAUACGACACUACGGUUGUGACCCCAUUCGUCUUCGAGCUCUUCCACAAGAUGCCUUUUCGUGGCCAGAUGCAGGUCUUACCAGAGCCUGCCAUUAUCCGUGGUUUCAACCUUCGCUCAAUCACUCUGCAAGUAUUCGUCCGUUGUGGCCGUGAUUUAGACGACAAGCAGGCCGCUCCAAAUCAACUGGCACUGAGCGAUGAAUUCCUCGAGCUCGACCCAGAUUAUGUCACUCGCCAUUGUAGAGUUGCCGCUUUUGCCAGUCUCAAAGAUAUUCAAGCACCUUACGAUCGUGAUGGCGCAGGAGACCUCUGGUAUGUCAUCAGCUCUUCGGCUCCCACAUGGACUUUCAUCAAGCACGAGAUUGCUGCAGAUAGCAAACUCAAAGGCAUGGGCAUCUUCUGUGGAAGCGGUUCUUUCGAUCGGGGAUUGGAGGAAGGUGGAGGCCUCGAGUUUAAAUGGGCCGUUGAUUGGGCUGAAAGGGCUCUUCAUUCCUACAGAGCCAACAACGUUAUUGGCAUGGCAAGAAACCCCUCCAAUGCGAAGGACUUGAACGUCUUCUCACAGGUCCUUUGUUGUCUUGUAAGCAUGGGCUAUCAAGUGCAACAACUGCUCAUGGAUCCAGGCAAUUAUGGAUCUUGUCAAUCACGCCAACGAAUUUUCAUUAUCGCGACGGCUCCAGGUCAUAAAGCACCAGCUCCUCCACCUCAGACACAUACCUGUAGCGAGCUGGAAACGCAUGCAAGAGCAAUUGGAUAUGCAUCGAAUGGCCUCCCCUUUGGGAAGCGCAGAUAUGAUGUCUGUCCGUUCGUCUCUUUGACAGCAGAGGGAGCAUUCCAAGAUCUUCCCAUUAUCGGUGAUAGUCAUGUUCAAACGUGUAUUGCAGCACCUGAUCACCGCACUUGCAGACACGAAAGCUCGAAAAAGCGAGCACUAAUUCAGAUGGUGCCUCGAUGGCCGUAUGGACAAGGCUUUGUCCAAGCUGUGGCAAAGGGCAAGAUGUCCAAGAAUGCAAUGGCAACUUAUGCCUGGCAAAAUAAAAACCGUGCUAGUGCGAGCAGCAGAUCAUGGGCACGUAUCUACCCAGAUCGUCUAGUUGGUUGUCUGACCACAGACAUCAAGCCCCACGACUCAUUUCUUGGGCGUACGUUGCACUAUGACCAGCACCGUACUAUGAGUGUGAUGGAAGCUCGUCGGGUCCAGGGCUUGCCUGAUCACGAAGUCAUUCUAGGCACCCCAAGUCAACAGUGGUACCAGAUUGGCAAUGGCGUAGAUCGCAAGGUCGCCUUUGCCCUCGGCAUACAGAUUGCUAACGCAUGCCGCGAGACUUCGGCUCAUCAAUGGGACAUAACAGCCUCGUUGCCGGUCGCGAGAGAGAUGACCCCUCUCGAGAUCAGAUCUGUUGUUCGUCAUGAGACCCCUGUUCGUGAUCCAGUUCGGUCCGCCGCCUGCGAGGCACCCACUACUGUUGCUGUAAUUGAGGAACACAUCAGGGCUGGUGGUGUUGUCCAACAGACAUGCUCCGGUGAGGUCUCUGUUGGUACCUCGGUUGAGGUGGCUGUCAAGAGCGCUCUCCCUUCUCAGUCGCUGGUUCAAGGAGUUUCAGGGGUCCCGCAACAACAGAAAUUGUUGAAGGGCGGCAUAGAAUAUAUCAUCAUCGAUUGA